Rhopilema esculentum is the source of this 1928-nucleotide messenger RNA. The record is from RefSeq and is a predicted model, not a curated record. Lineage: Eukaryota; Metazoa; Cnidaria; Scyphozoa; Rhizostomeae; Rhizostomatidae.
AUGAUAAAGUUAUGUAGUCUAGUCCAUAUACAGCUGACUGUAUUAUUAAGUACUUUGGUGCAAUAGCACACCAUUGCACGCCUUGGCACCACAAGGAGUGCGAUUCAUUGCACCCCUGCCAUUUUAUUCCCAGCAUGGCCUGUUAUUAGUUGCCAAAUUUUUUGCCUUCUGUUCUUCACCUUUUUUGAAGAUGGAUUAAUUGAUGUAAUAAUAUGUAUAUAUAUAUGUAAUAGAAUGUAUUCAGGUAACUGUUGUGUUUUUCACCUCAACAGUCAUAUAAGAAUAUAAAUAAACUGUUUGCUACAAAUUUUCCAUAUCAAAAUUUUCAACAUCCAACUACAAAAACAACUCAAAGAACAAUGCUAUUAAAAUUGUACAUUCAGUCAUAGAAAUUGUGUUCAAUCAAGCAUUGUGAUUAACACCUUUAAAUAAAAGGGUCUUUUCUAAAACUGCAACAGUAUAUAACUAGUUGAAUGUAUUGAAAUGAAAAUCAUUAUCUUGUUUUAGCAUUAUCAAAAAUCUAACCACUUGUUUUUAUGUUUGUAGAGAUGACAAAAAUAAAGCAAGUUGAAAGGACUGCAAAUAUAGCAUGGAGCCCAGCAAAGCAACAUCCAAUUUAUUUGGCUGCUGGUACUGCUGCUCAACAGUUAGAUGCUACCUUCAGCACUACUGCUGCCUUGGAAAUUUUUCAUGUGGAUUUUGCCAACAGUGAUGUGGAGAUGUCAGUUGCUGGCUCUCUCCAAUGUAGCCAAAGGCUUCACAAAGUUAUCUGGGGCAGCCAUGGGAUUCAAUCAAAUGAGCAUGAAUCUGGAAUAAUUAUUGGUGGCACUGACAAUGGACAUAUAUAUGUUUAUGAUGCAGCAAAGAUAAUUGCUGGGGAAGACGAUAAUGCCCUUAUUUAUCAGUUGGAUAAGCACACAGGUCCUGUCCAAGCAUUAGAUCUAAACAAUUUUCAAGAGAACUUGCUCGCUUCAGGUGCUAAUGACUCUGAAAUAUACAUUUGGGAUUUGAAGAAACCAGAAAGCCCUCUUACACCAGGGGCAAAGAGCACACCUUUAGAUAACAUUAGCUGCGUACACUGGAACAAACAGGUGCAGCACAUAAUGGCAUCAUCGUCUCCAUCUGGACGAGUGGUAGUAUGGGAUUUGAGGAAAAGCGAGCCAAUUAUUAAGGUUGGGGAUACUUCAGCCAUGUUGCAUUGUAAAUCGAUGGCUUGGCAUCCAGAAGUUGCAACUCAAAUGGUCAUUGGAAAUGAGGAUGAUAGGUAUCCUGUUAUACAGCUUUGGGAUUUAAGGUUUGCUACUUCACCAAUGAAAGUCAUGGAAGGGCAUCAAAGAGGUAUUCUUUCACUAGAUUGGUGUCCGCAAGACCCAGACCUCUUGAUGAGCUGUGCAAAGGACAACCGUAUCCUUUGUUGGAACCCAAACACCAGUGCACAAAAUGGAGAGAUAAUAUAUGAAUUACCAACGACAUCACAGUGGUGUUUUGAAGUCAGUUGGUGUCCAAGAAAUCCAGGUGUGAUCUCAACUGCAUCGUUUGAUGGUCAUGUUACCGUCAGUUCUGUUAUGGGAAGCGGCGCAGCCUCAUCAAACGUUCCAGACAAGGUUGCUAGUUCAUUUGGUGGGGAUGCAUUUGCAGGCCAAGCUCAAGUAGCAAGUCAACAACCAGCUGCUGAACCUUUAAAGAAGCCACCGAGGUGGAUGAGAAGGCCCUGCGGUGCAAAUUUUGCCGUGAGUUCAUGGUCCAUUUGUUUUCAAAUCUUCAUUAUUUGUCGUGACUUACUACAAGGCGUAAUAGGGUCCACAGUGAAGUUUAUUUUCUUCUCUUUCGUGGGAAGGUACUGUCUUAGGCCUUUUGUACUUAACAUUUUCUUAUUUUCAAAUUUUCAGGUUAUUAUUUUUCUUAUAAAAUAGAAUAGUUAGAUUUAU